Molecule: messenger RNA, 945 nt
Organism: Labeo rohita (rohu)
Lineage: Eukaryota; Metazoa; Chordata; Actinopteri; Cypriniformes; Cyprinidae
Exons: 5
Coding region: 23-670 (215 amino acids)
Source: RefSeq, a predicted model, not a curated record
UGCAUAUGAAUCAAACAACCACAUGAGGACGAUGUGGUUUUCACUCUUUUAUCUGCUGCUGGUGUGUCAAACUACUGAGACUAUAAUGGAGGAAGAGGUGAAUUUAGGAGAAAAUGUGACUUUAGAAUGUAUGAUUGAUGUAAAAGACAUUUAUUGGGUUUUCCUGAAACCACCAGAUUAUGUAGUGGUGAUACUGCGAACUUUCUCAUCAGAAUCUACAUCAUCUCUUUUCUACCAGGAAAGACUGAAAGACAAAUAUUCAACAUUAACUUUGAGCCGUUUGUUUAUUAGUAAUGUAACUAUUGAUGAAUUAGGAAUAUAUUAUUGUGCAAAAACAGGCAGCAGUCUACAGCUGAGUGAUGGUACUAGACUUUACACCACAGCUGCUCAAGAUCAGAAUGAAACAGAACUGAACAGUCAAACCCAGCAGACUUUGAUCGUUUUAUAUGUUAUACUGAGCACUGUGAUGUUUUCUGCAGUAAUAGGCCUAUUCCAGGUUAAACGUAAAGUGUGUAAGAAAAGACACCAACAAUGUCAAAAUGAGGAACUGGAGCAGCUUUACAGCGCAAAUAGUGAAGAGUUUUCUGAAGUGGAGUUUCAUCUGUUUCACUGGACCAACAACACUUUUGUUCCUUUUCAGAAACCAAAGGCAAAACUUAGACAAAUAUAAUCAAAAGUUAAUCGUCUCAUACAGUAUAACACAAGAAUAUUUUAAUACAUAAUCACAGAAAAACAUAUUGUUAGCUUGAUUGUUGUUUAAGUGCAGUACCUGAACAUAUAACGAAAUAUUAUCAAUAUUACCUUUUAAUAGCAAUAUAUUCAAGUAAGGUGACUUAGACAAUCUCCUGAUGAAAACGUACCUGGGAACUUUCUCGCAACGCAUGAAAUACGUAUCAAUAAGUACAUUUCACUGUAGUUUCCAACAGAAAUUAACAAUAGAGGUUG